Armigeres subalbatus is the source of this 843-nucleotide messenger RNA. It is a transcript of the gene Taf12, whose product is annotated as transcription initiation factor TFIID subunit 12. The transcript has 3 exons. The record is from RefSeq and is a predicted model, not a curated record. Gene Ontology annotation, cellular component: SAGA complex; SLIK (SAGA-like) complex; transcription factor TFIID complex. Bases 231 to 764 code for a protein of 177 amino acids. Gene Ontology annotation, biological process: DNA-templated transcription initiation; RNA polymerase II preinitiation complex assembly. Gene Ontology annotation, molecular function: DNA binding; TBP-class protein binding; protein heterodimerization activity. Lineage: Eukaryota; Metazoa; Arthropoda; Insecta; Diptera; Culicidae.
UAAUUUACUUAUUUUCUCGCCUGUGUCGUAUUCCCCUAACAAAGUAGUGAUUGGUGUAGAAAUUAUUGUUCAAGUUUGCAUAUUCCUAUCGACUCCUAUCGGUGGGACAAGCUUUAAUUUGUUCCCUAUAAAACUAGCUUGGACUAGGUUUUGUGUUUUCGCACCUUCUGUCGCUUAAUUGCACCCAAUAUCACUAGUUCUAUUUAACCCACCCACAAAACCCUAGCACAAUGUCCAUAACAGGAAAUAAUAUCGAUUACCAGCAGAACGCUGACUUUGACCAGAACAUGGCAUCGCCCUCGCAGGCUAGUCCGUUGGCCGGAGCCGGAGUGGGAACCAUGUCUGGAGCUGCGGGGGCCCCGAACAGUGCUGGGAACCAGAAAUCAUCGGCAGCUGCUUCAAGUUCCGGCAGUGCUGGUGGACCGCCGGACACCGCUACCCAGAUUCUCACAAAACCUCGCCUCCAGGAGCUGGUACGGGAGAUUGAUCCCACGGAACAACUAGACGAGGAAGUUGAAGAAUUGCUGCUGCAGAUUGCAGACGAUUUUGUCGAGAAUACGGUAAAUGCAGCGUGCCUACUGGCCAAGCAUCGAAAAGUUCCCAAGGUCGAAGUUCGCGAUGUUCAACUACAUUUAGAACGCAAUUGGAACAUGUGGAUACCUGGAUUCGGAACGGAUGAGCUACGACCUUACAAGCGCGCUACCGUGACUGAAGCUCACAAACAGCGCCUGGCGCUGAUAAGGAAGGCAAUUAAAAAGUAUUAGAAAUAGAGCGCUCUGAGUCCCUUUAAAUAUAACUCUCAUUAUCAUUCGUAAUAAAACAGGAAAUUGAUCCAACCAUCCA